This is a messenger RNA of Phytophthora nicotianae INRA-310, 864 nucleotides long. RefSeq names its product urease accessory protein UreG. The record is from RefSeq and is a predicted model, not a curated record. The coding region runs from base 1 to 864 and encodes 287 amino acids. Gene Ontology annotation, molecular function: nickel cation binding; GTPase activity. The transcript has 2 exons. Lineage: Eukaryota; Oomycota; Peronosporomycetes; Peronosporales; Peronosporaceae.
AUGGAGCACUCGCACUCGCACUCGCACGAUCACUCUCACGAUCAUGGCCACUCUCACGAUCAUGGCCAUUCGCAUGAACACGGACCCGAGCACGUGAUCAACGGAGACGAAGUGGUUCGGCGCUUCACCCAGAGCCGUGGCCGAGCGCCAACGCCUGAUGAGGAGAAGCAGCUGCGCGAACACGGGCACACGCACGAGCACAUGGAGCAUGCGGGCGUGUUCCACGAGCGCGACGCGGCCAAGUCCGGCCGGGACUGGACGCAGCGGGCCUUCACCGUGGGCAUCGGCGGCCCCGUGGGCAGUGGCAAGACGGCGCUCAUGCUGGCGCUGUGCCGUGCGCUCAAGGACAAAUUCAGCCUGGCCGCCGUGACGAACGAUAUCUUCACACGCGAGGACGGCGAGUUCCUCGUGCGCCACGACGCACUGCCCGAAGAGCGUAUACGCGCCAUUGAGACGGGCGGCUGCCCACACGCUGCAAUCCGGGAGGACAUCUCGGCCAAUCUUCAAGCGUGCGAGGACCUGACGGACGAGUUUGACGCGCAAUUGUUGCUAGUGGAGUCUGGAGGAGACAACUUGGCCGCCAACUUCAGCCGCGAGCUGGCCGACUAUAUCAUCUACGUCAUUGAUGUGGCCGGAGGGGAUAAAGUUCCCCGCAAGGGCGGCCCGGGCAUCACACAGGCGGAUCUACUGGUCAUCAACAAGAUCGAUCUGGCUCCGCACGUCGGCGCGGAUCUGGACGUCAUGGAUCGCGACGCGAAGCUCAUGCGCGGCGAGGGCCCCACUGUGUUCUCGCAGAUCAACCAGGGCAAAGGCGUCCAGGACAUCGUCGACCACGUAAUUGGGACCUGGAAGGCUGUGGUGUAG